AUGCCUCUUUUCUACGUUCCAUUAUUAUUAAUAACUUUAGUAUAUUUACUAUACCGCCACUUCACUAAGAAACUGAACUACUGGACAACAAAAAACAUUGCCGGACCACAACCGAUACCAUUUUUCGGAAAUUUAAAAGAAUCCGCAUUAAGAAGAGUGCCCGUCGGUUUGCUAUAUAAAAAGUUUUAUGAAGAUUUUCCUGAAGAAAAAAUCGUUGGCAUAUAUUUGAUGAAAACACCAGCCAUUCUAAUUAGAGAUUUAGAAAUAGCGAAGCAUGUUUUGAUAAAAGAUUUUGACAUGUUCGCUGAUAGAGGAAUCAAGUUUGGGGAGAAAGAUAUGGGUGCCAAUCUAUUCCACGCUGACGGUGAUACUUGGAGAGUGCUGAGGUCUCGAUUUACUCCACUGUUCACAUCAGGGAAGCUGAAAAACAUGCUGCAUCUGAUCGAUGAACGAGCGGAAAAUUUUGUAGAAUAUGUAGACUUGAUCACUAAAGACAAUACCGAACAUGAAGUGCAUUCAUUAGUACAAAAAUACACGCAAGCGACAAUAGCAGCGUGCGCGUUCGGUUUAGACAUGGACACAUACGGUCAACUAGCAGACACGCUAAAAAGAAUAGACAAGAAGAUCUUCACAGUCAAUUCCAGUUCCAUUUUAGACAUGAUGUACCCUGGUAUACUUAAAAAAAUGGGUGGAUCCAAGUUCCCUAAAGAAGUUAAAGAAUUCUUUUUCGAUUUAACAAAAAGAAUCAUUAGUCAAAGGCAAGGCAAACCUACGGAAAGAAACGACUUUAUGGACUUGAUUCUAGCUCUGAGACAAAAGGAGAUUCAAUGUCGAACGAAAAAUGACGAUAAUUUAAUCCUGGAUAUGAACGACAGCGUAAUAUCAGCACAGUCUUUUGUUUUCUAUGCAGCGGGAUACGAAACCAGUGCUUCCACUAUGGGUUUCCUUCUAUACCAGCUAGCUUUAAACCAAGACCUACAAGAUAAAGUAAUUGAAGAACUAGAUGCAGUUCUAAAAAAGCAUAAUGGAGAGAUAUCAUUAGAAGUUAUAUCUGAGUUAUCUUAUAUGGGAAAAGUAUUUGAUGAGACGCUUAGAAUGUAUCCUAUAAUAGAUAAAUUGAAAAGAUGUGCCCAAACGGACUACAAAGUGCCUGAGACUGACCUUACGAUAAAGAAAGGGCAGAUCGUGAUAGUGCCCGUGCAUGGAAUCCAUUUUGAUGAGAAAUACUACCCUAACCCUGAGGUGUUUAACCCUGAGCGAUUUUCUCCAGAGAACGUGGCAGCGAGGCACUCAUGCGCAUAUAUGCCGUUCGGAUUGGGACCGCGACAUUGCAUAGGUAUGCGCUUCGCCGUCGUCCAAUCCAGGGUGUGUCUCGCCAAGCUGCUGGCUCGCUUCCGCGUGGCGCGCUCUUCUAACACUAAGAGUUUUUGCGAAUUCUCUCCUACAAGGCUGGUCUUAUACCCAGAGGGUGGUAUCAAACUGAAUUUUGUUAGGAGGAAUUAG
This is a messenger RNA of Cydia splendana, 1503 nucleotides long. RefSeq names its product cytochrome P450 6B1-like. The record is from RefSeq and is a predicted model, not a curated record. Gene Ontology annotation, molecular function: oxidoreductase activity, acting on paired donors, with incorporation or reduction of molecular oxygen; monooxygenase activity; heme binding. The transcript is spliced from 2 exons. The coding region runs from base 1 to 1503 and encodes 500 amino acids. NCBI's taxonomy places the organism in Eukaryota, Metazoa, Arthropoda, Insecta, Lepidoptera, Tortricidae.